CCAGCCUACAACUGCCUUUAAAAAACCCACCACCCAAACCAACUCAGGGUAACUGCCUCCUCCCAGGGUCAAGGCAAGCCAUUCCGCAAGCAUUAUUCGAGCUCCAACUGUCUGACUGGAUGUAAGAGAAGUUAACAAGGACAAGGAAAAGUUUGUUUUCCACUGAAGUCAUCUAAGGCCAUUUCCCACGACAGGAGUGGAGCACCAGCAUGGUGAGGAACAUUGAUGACUUCGAUUUUUGCCUUCCAUCCCACCCCCAGUCUAUUCUGGAAGGACUUCAGACCCUUCGCUCCAAUCCAAAACUCUCAGAUGUCACCUUGAUAGUUGAGGGACAUGAAUUCCCCUGCCACCGCAGUAUUCUGGCCCUCUGCAGCCACUAUUUCAAUGCCAUGUUUGCUGGUGACUUCUUGGAAAGCAUUUCAGCUCGUGUAGAGAUCAAAGAGGUGGAUCCAGCCAUUAUGGAGACCUUGAUUGACUUUGCUUACACAGGAAAGGUGACCAUCAACCAAGGUAAUGUGGAAGCCUUAAUUCGGACAUCCAACCAACUCCACUUCCCCGUCCUCCGGAAAGUCUGCAGUCGGUACCUGAGGCAGCAGAUGGAUGCAACCAACUGUUUGGGCAUUUGUGAAUUUGGGGAGCUGCAUGGCUGCCCAGAAGUGUCAUCCAAGGCCUGGUCAUUUCUGCAGGAGAAUUUUGAACUUGUGUCUCAACAAGAGGAGUUCCUGCAGCUAUCCAAAGAGAGGCUGGUUAUCUACCUGUCCAACAACUUGCUCCAAGUACAAGAAGAGCAGAGUCUAGUUGAGGCUGUGCUGAGGUGGGUGAAGUAUGAAAAGUCUGCUAGAGCCAUGCACCUUCCAGAACUCCUUGAUCUAGUGCAUCUGGUUUCAUUGCCAGAUCAGUACCUGCAGGACCUCUUGUCAUCAGAACUACUGAUUCAAGAAUCGGAGGCUUGCAAGACCAUCAUCACUAGACAUCGAAGCACGUUGGAGAACAGGCCAUUUGUCCAGCAGAGACUGAAGGCCCUGCCACAAAAGCUCGAGGAGGUGCUAGUGGUGGUGGGAGGCAGAGCUCUGGAAGAGAAUGAAGAAGAUGAACAGCAACCACUAAUCUCCAGGAAUUUUGCCUUUUAUAACACUAAGACUAAAAGAUGGAAUGCUCUCCCUGAUUUUCCAGACUACAAUAAAUGGGGUUUCUCUGUGAUUGCACUAAAUAAUGAUGUUUAUGUCACAGGUGGCUCCAGAGGAUCACGGAAUGACACAUGGUCAACAACUCAGUCCUGGUGCUUCUGCCUCAAGGAUGGUGCCUGGAAGCCCAUUGCACCAAUGCUGAAGCCACGAACCAACCACGCCAGUGCUGUCCUCAACGGAGAGAUCUAUGCCAUUGGUGGCACCGCGGUGGACGUUGUGGAAGUGGAGUGUUAUGAUCCUUAUAAUGACAGCUGGUGCUUUGUGAGCCCUGCCUUGAAGUACGUCAGCAACUUCACCAUCGCCGGGUGUCUUGGGAAGUUGUACCUCAUUGGCUCUUGUGCUGUCAAAUACAACGCAUUAACCCUGCAGUGUUACAACCCUGCAAUUGAUGUUUGGAGUGUAAUUGCAUCCCCUUUCAUCCCAAAAUACCUCUCUGCUCCUCGAUGUGCCUCUCUGCAUGGAGCCAUCUACCUUAUUGGUGACAACACAAAGAAAGUCUAUGUGUAUGAUCCAGAUGCUAAUAUAUGGCAGAAGGUGCAACAGCUUCACACCCUCCAUGAAAACGGAGGGAUGGUACCUCUUGGAGGUAAACUCUUUGUCACCGGAGGAUACUGGAAGGGCAUGGACGGUGACUAUCAGGUGGAGAUGGAAAUUUAUGACUGUGCUAAGGAUGUCUGGAGAAGGGAAGGUUCCCUCCCAUGCUUAUGGCUCUACCACAGCUCCUCCUCUAUCUUCAUGGAUACUUCGAAGUGGAGGGAACCUUUCCUAGGAGACCAUUUGUGAACAGAGUGUGGAACAAGGCCUCACAGCACAACAGCUCCUGCCACAAGUUCAGAAAAGGAACAGAGUUUUCAAUAUCACAUUUGUACACUUCCUUUUGCCUUUUUUGUUCAGACUGUUUGAAUGGUUCUAAACCCCCAC
Molecule: messenger RNA, 2108 nt
Organism: Lacerta agilis (Sand lizard)
Lineage: Eukaryota; Metazoa; Chordata; Lepidosauria; Squamata; Lacertidae
Gene: KLHL30
Product: kelch like family member 30
Exons: 8
Coding region: 210-1970 (586 amino acids)
Molecular function (GO): protein binding
Source: RefSeq, a predicted model, not a curated record